GGGCGCUGUGCCUUACAACAUUUUCGGAAUUAACGAUAUAAACCAAUGUCUUAUGGAAAUAAUAAAAAAGUAAUAAAUAUAAUUUGUGUGAUGUUUUUUCUUCCACCUGUUAUUGCAGUGUUUUGAGUUUGAAUUUUAUGAAAUUGGAGUAUCUUCGAGGGUAAUUGAGGUAUGUUUCCUACUGUUGGAGGGAAUCUAACCUCUUCUUUGUCUUCAAAAUAAAAACAUCUUUCAUAUUGAGAUACUCCCAUCAUGAGAAAAAGUAUAACUUUCGGUAAAAUCGGAUCGUCCCUCUCGACAUCCGAGUUCAACAUACCUACUAAAUCUACAUUGUCACCGCCCUCAGGUUUCGGAACAUUCGGUAAAAAAGCUGCAGAGAAAACCCCCACUGAGAUCCGCGAACUCUGCUCCGAGGACGACGAAGAAUCUGAAAAUCUGCGUAAAAUAAUGGGGAUGACGAGCUUUGGCAAGAAAGCAAAGUCUUUCGACGUCCAGGAGAUGAUGGAGAACAUAAAAAAAACAAUACGUUCCUCCGAGGCUUCGAAAUUCAGCGACUCUUCACCAAAACAUCGGGAAACGUCAAAUCCGUCUCAAGAGGAGUCUCCAAGAGAAGACAAUGACAUGAUCGGUCCAUUACCACCGCCUCCCGUCAAUUUCUCAGAGGUUGAAAAAUCCCCCAAUUCAAAAGAGAAAAAUCGUAGCUACGACACCUCGGAGGACUCGGAUGACUCCGACUCGGAUGACCUAUCCUUAGUCGAUAAAAUCCCUUGCAGCCACGAGGUAUUAAUGAGCCACGGUAUAAAAGCGAUAACAGCUGUGGCAGUAGAUCCCGCUGGUGCCCGUCUCGCUUCAGGAUCAAUCGACUACGACGUAAGCUUUUGGGAUUUUGCGGGCAUGGAUUCCUCCCUGCGUAGCUUUCGCACCCUCCAGCCCUGUGAAAAUCACCCGAUUAAGUGCCUCCAGUAUUCGACAACUGGCGAUGUAAUUCUCGUGAUAUCAGGCUCAGCACAAGCCAAAGUCCUCGAUCGCGACGGUUUCGAAAAAUGCGAGACGGUAAAGGGCGACCAGUACAUAACCGAUAUGGCGAAGACGAAAGGCCACACCGCUGGCCUGAAUUCCGGUGCCUGGCAUCCAUUCGUCAAGGAGGAAUAUAUGACCUGCUCGCAAGAUAGCACCUGCAGGCUCUGGACUUUGUUCAGACCAAAAAAGCAUAAAGAGUUGAUCAAGUGUCGAGCGCAGAAUGGAGUCAAGACAAUCCCUACAACGUGCGGUUACAGUCGAGAGGGUACAGUGGUUGCCUGUGGAUGCAUCGAUGGAAGUAUUCAGAUGUGGGAUCAUCGAAAAAACUUUGUCAAUCCCUCGUUGAUCUUGCGACAGGCACAUCAGAGUGGACUCGGUAUCUCAAGCCUCUGUUUUUCUUACAUUGGGGAUUUAUUGGCGACAAGAGCUUGCGAUGAUACUCUCAAGCUAUGGGAUCUGAGGAAGUUUAAAGAACCAGUGUAUUCAGUGGGGGAUUUAUUUUCUAGAUAUGAUACUACAGACUGCAUGUUCAGCCCCGACGACUCGAUAAUCAUCACCGGAGAAUCGUUGAAAAAGAAUCAGACACACGGACGAGUGCUCUUCUUCGAUAAGAAUACUUUUCAACUAGUGAGUGAGAUUAAGGUGACAAAUUCACAUGUUAUUAAGACACUCUGGCAUCCAAAGCUCAAUCAAAUUUUCGUGGGUUGUGGAAAUGGGAUUGUUAAGGCUUAUUAUGACUCCAAGAGAAGUCUUCGGGGUGCAAAGUUAUGUGUAGUUAAGGCACACCACAAGCAGAAUCACAUUGAGAUGAUGUCGACGCAACAGAUCAUCACGCCGCAUGCGCUGCCUCUCUUCAGACAGGACAGACCCAAGUCCGUAAGGAAGCAAAUGGAGAAGGAUCGACUGGAUCCUGUCAAGUCAAGGAGACCCGAUCUUCCGAUUACUUCGGGCCAAGGGGGAAGGGUGGUAUCCUCGGGGGGAACAUUGAGUUCUUAUGUCAUCAGGAAUCUCGGGUUAAGCAAGAGGAUUGAGGAUGAUCAGGACCCCAGAGAAGCUAUUCUCAAAUUUGCCAAGGAGGCCGAGGAGAAUCCUUACUGGAUUGCUCCCGCUUACAAGAAGACUCAGCCAACGACGAUUUUUCAGAGUGAUGAGGGGGAUAAUGGGCCUUCCACUAAAAAACCAAAAUUAUGAAGAAAUGGUGUUAUUUUGGGUAAAUUAAUAAAGAUUAGAGCUGCUGCGGUGAAAUGAAAUUUUUUACAUAUUAAAUCUAGAUUUCAACAUCUUUGUAUUAUUAGAAAUCAAUUAUAAUUAAGGCUCAUAUUCGGUAUUAUUACGUGCAGGGAUAGGCGAAAGUUUUGUUUAAUCAAAAAUAUCGAUUUUUCCACUCUAAAAUUUAUAUUUUUUCGCUAAGCAAUGAUAAAAGAAUUUCACACACACACACACGCAUUUGGUCGUCGAAGCACAUUAAAAAUAGACCUGAAACUACUGUCAUUGGUUGUUUGUUUUAAUAUGUCCUUGAAACUGGAUAAGAAUCACCAGAUAGGUUGCAGUCAUGUUGAUAAUCUGAUGAAGAUAAAUUUUUAAUUCUACUUUCGAUGUUAAGCAUUAUAUGAGAGCUUACCGAGUGGAGGAGAGUACAAUCCAACGAAAAUAUACCGCAGCAUGUGAACUUUAAUCGCUGGUGGAGCAAUUUCAACAAGAAUAUCUUUAACUGAAAGUACUAUUUUAAUCAACUAUUUAAUCAGAGGGAGUAAUAAUUAGGUCUGUUUACCGUAGAUUUUAAUCGUCGGUUCUGAAGGGAUGCUUCGAGGGCAUUCUGAACAACUAUCGUUGUAAAUUUCAUCUGCAAAUAGAUAUCAACAAUUGCUUUAAAAUCAAAUGCAUGUGCCCGAAAACAUUGUGGACUGGUAAGGUGGAAAAAAAUUACUUUAAGCAGAAAGAAUUAAAUAUCAUGAAAUACGAUUACAAACCUCUUGACUAACUCUUUUCACACUUGUCGUCAGAAUAAUAAUGGGAAAUAUCUGCAUAGCGAGAUAGGCAACCCUGUUCAUGAUCCUCAAUAUUGGAAUAAUCCUACUAUGUAACAAAAACGGAGCAAUCAAAUAGUAGGACAUCACUAGUAUAGCUACAGAUGAGACUGUGAUAACUGACAAAACGGGAAAUGAGUAGAAAUCCACGAUAUCGCAAGACAUGUGGUACAAAAUUUGAUGAAAAUUGACAAUAUCAUGUAGAUUCUGCACUCCAGAUCUGUUUGAGUCAAUCAACUGGUAGUUAUUCUUUGCAAGACUCAUAAUUCUCCAAUUGAUCAGCCGAAAUUUCGUCUCAAUCCACAUCAGCACAAAUGAAUACUGCAUUAGUAGCCAAUUGAAUAUAGCAUUUGGUACGAUCGUUAGCAUAUAAGUUGAUUUAACGAAUGAUUCGAAAAGACAGUAAUCGAGACUAAUCACACUGAUAAUGAUGAAAGUAUUCAUACUGAUGAUAACACCUACUUUGAAACACCCAAAUUUCGGAGGGCAAAUGUGUUUCAGUGUUCUGAGCAUCUUGUCAACCGUGAAAAUUUGAUUAGCAAUUUUGGCGGCUGUUUGCUGCCUCAGGCAAGCGAAAGACCAGAUAACAAUUAAAACUGUAAUCUCGAUUGUGGCUCUGGCCACGCCAAUCAUCAUUGAUAGCCCUGUAUUGUAGUCAUAUAAAGUCUUGUAUAACACCUGAAUUACUGGGAAACUUAAAAUCGAUGUGACGAUUAUUAAAAUUAAGUUGUACACUAUCCCGAAAAAUGAAAAUGAAAAUUGUUUCGGAUUAUCAGGAGAAAAGUCUAUGGAAAAAGGCAGUAGUCCAAGAAUUUUGAAAAAUAGCAGGAUUAAUAUCGCAGUGAGCCGCUUCGAGACAUGCUUACAAGGCCAGAUAUUUAUCAUUGUUUAUUAUUUAUUAAUUACGUAGGAUGAGAUAUUUCACGGGCGUGUUUUACCCAUUGCAAUGGACCGGUGGAACUAGACAAGGUGAAAAGUCGGUAGAAAAGAAUGAAUAUAACAGUUGGAGAACGGGAACGAUCAAUAGACGAUCUGAAUCUAAGGUCUGACGGGCCUAAUAGGCAGUUUUCAUAUGCGACAUUUAUAAUUCAUUGCUUUCAGUUUUUUAAUCUCUGAGAUUAUCGAUUUGAUUGCAGAUUAUUUCACUGGGAAUUUUAUUAUUCAUACGCAAGUGGUGAUAGAAUAGGUAGAAUUUUUUUUUCAUUGAAGUAUUUGAAUAAAAUGUAAAUGUGAAAUUUC
Diachasmimorpha longicaudata is the source of this 4286-nucleotide messenger RNA. RefSeq names its product gastrulation defective protein 1 homolog. NCBI's taxonomy places the organism in Eukaryota, Metazoa, Arthropoda, Insecta, Hymenoptera, Braconidae. Gene Ontology annotation, cellular component: site of double-strand break; nucleus. Bases 253 to 2211 code for a protein of 652 amino acids. The transcript is spliced from 2 exons. Gene Ontology annotation, molecular function: protein binding. The record is from RefSeq and is a predicted model, not a curated record.